Myotis davidii is the source of this 1854-nucleotide messenger RNA. It is a transcript of the gene AP2M1, whose product is annotated as adaptor related protein complex 2 mu 1 subunit. Lineage: Eukaryota; Metazoa; Chordata; Mammalia; Chiroptera; Vespertilionidae. Bases 132 to 1445 code for a protein of 437 amino acids. Gene Ontology annotation, cellular component: cytoplasmic vesicle; AP-2 adaptor complex. The transcript is spliced from 13 exons. Gene Ontology annotation, biological process: intracellular protein transport; clathrin-dependent endocytosis. Gene Ontology annotation, molecular function: clathrin-cargo adaptor activity. The record is from RefSeq and is a predicted model, not a curated record.
AGGCGGCGGGCAGGCGAGCAGGGGGCGGGCGGACAUCUUGGGAUCCGGAGAGCGGCCGGGCGGGCGGAGCAGGGGCCGCGGACACCAGGUCUGUUCUCAGAGCGAUGGGCUGUGGAGACUGAGCUGCCGCCAUGAUUGGAGGCUUAUUCAUCUAUAAUCACAAGGGGGAGGUGCUCAUCUCCCGGGUCUACCGAGAUGACAUCGGCAAUAGGAGGAAUGCAGUGGACGCUUUCCGGGUCAAUGUUAUCCAUGCCCGGCAACAGGUGCGCAGCCCCGUCACCAACAUCGCUCGCACCAGUUUCUUCCAUGUUAAGCGGUCCAACAUCUGGCUGGCAGCUGUCACCAAGCAGAAUGUCAAUGCUGCCAUGGUCUUCGAAUUCCUCUAUAAGAUGUGUGACGUAAUGGCUGCCUACUUUGGCAAGAUCAGCGAGGAGAACAUCAAGAACAAUUUUGUGCUCAUAUAUGAGCUGCUGGAUGAGAUCCUGGACUUUGGCUAUCCACAGAACUCAGAGACAGGCGCGCUGAAAACCUUCAUUACCCAGCAGGGCAUCAAGAGCCAGCAUCAGACAAAAGAAGAACAAUCCCAGAUCACCAGCCAGGUGACUGGGCAGAUUGGUUGGCGGCGGGAGGGCAUCAAGUAUCGCCGGAACGAGCUCUUCCUGGAUGUGCUGGAGAGUGUGAACCUCCUCAUGUCCCCGCAGGGGCAGGUGCUGAGCGCCCAUGUGUCGGGGCGGGUGGUGAUGAAGAGCUACCUGAGUGGCAUGCCUGAGUGCAAGUUUGGGAUGAAUGACAAGAUUGUAAUUGAGAAGCAGGGCAAAGGCACAGCUGAUGAAACAAGCAAGAGCGGGAAGCAAUCAAUUGCCAUUGAUGACUGCACCUUCCACCAAUGUGUGCGACUCAGCAAGUUUGACUCUGAACGCAGCAUCAGCUUCAUCCCACCAGAUGGAGAGUUUGAGCUCAUGAGGUAUCGCACCACCAAGGACAUCAUCCUUCCUUUCCGGGUGAUCCCACUGGUGCGGGAAGUGGGGCGCACCAAGCUUGAAGUCAAGGUGGUCAUCAAGUCCAACUUCAAGCCCUCACUCCUGGCUCAGAAGAUUGAGGUGAGGAUCCCAACCCCGUUGAACACAAGUGGGGUGCAGGUGAUCUGCAUGAAGGGGAAGGCCAAGUACAAGGCCAGUGAGAACGCCAUCGUGUGGAAGAUCAAGCGCAUGGCAGGCAUGAAGGAAUCGCAGAUCAGCGCAGAGAUUGAGCUGCUGCCCACCAAUGACAAGAAGAAGUGGGCCCGACCCCCCAUUUCCAUGAACUUUGAGGUGCCAUUCGCGCCCUCUGGCCUCAAGGUGCGCUACUUGAAGGUGUUUGAACCGAAGUUGAACUACAGCGACCACGAUGUCAUCAAAUGGGUGCGCUACAUUGGCCGAAGUGGCAUCUAUGAGACACGCUGCUAGCUGCUAGUGAGGCCACCACACAUCAGUGUCUCCUCCCUCCUGCUUUGCUGCCUUUCCUUUGCACCAGCCCCUGAGUCUAGGUCUGGACCAACCACAUCGCAAGUAGGACAGGUGGAGCUGUCCCUGGGCUCCCUGGGCAAGGUGGUUUAUGGGGCUCCUGCUUCUCCAUCCGUCUGUCUUGGCCCAAUGAGUUCUGUGACCAAAGUCAGGUGGGCUUCUCCUCCCCUCCCCUGUGGCCACAUCUCUCAAGUGGGAGGGUUGGCUGCCCUUCACCUCAGAGCUCCCCCAACAGCUAGUAAUGGAUCCCUAGCCCUCAAUCCCUAUUCUGCUUUGGGAUAGUGUGAGCUUCAUUUUGUACACGUGUGACUUUGUCCAGUUAUAGACCCAAUAAACUCUGUAGAGUGGAGUA